UAAAACCAUACUGUCCCUCACUCUGUACUGUGAACAACAUAAGACAUGGGGAAAGGGUUCUACAUCAGCAAGGCUGUGGGGGUGGUAGCUAUUAUUCUGGGAGCAGCAGCUGUGGCCACCAUCAUUGCCUUAUCGGUCGUCUACGCUGAGGAGAAAUCAAAGAAUGAGGUGAAGCCCACUGAAGGCAAGCCAGAGCCAAGACCCACCACUACCGAAUCCACCACGGCCGCACCAUCAAAUGAACCAUGGGACAAAUACAGGCUACCAGAUAGCCUAAUACCUGAGUACUACAACAUAACUCUUUGGCCUCGACUUCAGCCAAACAAAGAUGGCAUUUUCAUCUUCACAGGCAACUCUUUUGUUGUCUUCAAAUGCUUGAAGGAGACUAACCUGAUCCUGAUACACUCCAAUAAGUUGAACUAUACAAAAUAUAAUGGACACCAUGCGACUCUUACUGGAAUCGAUAACUUAAACCCGCCGACAAUUGACACCACCUGGUUAAAACUGGAGACACAGUUUCUUGUGAUCCAGCUCAAUGGCAAUCUUAUUCCUGGAAAGUCUUACCGACUGGACACGGAAUUUGUAGGAGAGCUGGCUGAUGACCUUGGGGGUUUCUACAGGAGUGAAUAUUAUGAAGAUGACGUGAAGAAGGUUGUUGCUACAACACAGAUGCAGGCCGCAGAUGCCAGGAAGGCCUUCCCCUGCUUUGAUGAGCCAGCCAUGAAAGCCGUCUUCCACAUUACUCUGAUCCAUGACAUUGGGACAGUGGCCCUGUCAAACGGCAUGGAGACUGGCACAAAGGACAAAGUGAUAAAUGAAGCCUCUCUUCUUUUGACCACGUUUGAGCCCACGAAGAGGAUGUCAACGUACCUGCUGGCAUUUAUCGUCAGCGAUUUCACUAACAUUGCUCAGGAGGGCAAUGUUCUGAUCCGAAUCUGGGCCCGCAGGAAAGCAAUUGCCGAUGGACAUGGAGAAUAUGCCCUUAAUAUUACUGGCACUAUCCUUCAGUUCUUUGAGACUUAUUAUAAUGCUCCUUACCCUCUGUCCAAGUCUGACCAGAUUGCUCUGCCUGACUUCAAUGCUGGAGCGAUGGAGAACUGGGGGCUCAUUACCUACAGAGAGACAGGCCUUCUUUAUGAUCCCCUGGUUUCGUCUAACGGUAACAAGGAGAAGAUCGCUGCCAUCAUUUCUCAUGAGCUGGCUCACAUGUGGUUCGGAAACCUCGUGACAUUGAAGUGGUGGAAUGACUUGUGGCUGAAUGAAGGCUUUGCAUCUUACGUUGAGUAUCUUGGGGCAGACCAUGCUGAGCCCCUUUGGAAUAUUAAAGAUCUGAUUGUUCCGGGAGACAUGUACCGAGUAUUUGCCAUAGAUGCCCUCGCCUCCUCCCACCCUCUAUCAUCCAGGGAGGAUGAGAUCAACAAGCCAGAGCAGAUCAGUGAGCUGUUUGAUGCUAUCUCCUACAGCAAGGGUGCAUCAGUAUUGAGGAUGCUCUCUGAGUUCCUCACAGAGGAGGUCUUUUCCAAAGGGCUCAGUACAUACCUGAAUCAUUUUGCCUACAAUAACACUGUAUAUACAGACCUCUGGGACCAUCUUCAAACAGCUGUGGAGACCUCAGAAGUCGUAUUACCCAAUACAGUCCGUGACAUCAUGGACCGCUGGGUUCUCCAGAUGGGAUUCCCAGUGGUGACCAUAAACACGACCACAGGAACCGUCUCUCAGAAACAUUUCCUCUUGGAUCCUGAUUCUGUUGUCACCAGACCAUCUGAAUUCAAUUACCAGUGGUAUGUCCCCAUAAAAUGGACGAAGACGGGAAUAGAGCAGCCAGACACCUGGUUACUGAAGAAAGAAGAAAAUAAACCUGAAAUGUCAAUAAAUGAGAAUGACUGGUUGCUUGCGAACCUGAAUGUCACUGGGUACUACCGGGUCAACUACGACAACAAUAACUGGGAACGGCUCCUUGCCAAGCUCAUGCAGAACCACGCGGAGAUACCGGUUAUCAACAGGGGCCAAAUACUGGACGAUUCUUUCAACCUGGCUAGGGCAAAAAUUGUGAACACGACACUGGCUCUGAGAACAACAAAGUAUCUCUACAGGGAAAGAGAUUACAUACCAUGGCAGGUGGCCAUUAACAACCUAGAUUAUUUCAUCUUGAUGUUUGAUCGCACCGAAGUCUACGGGCCACUGCAGGCUUACCUCGGGAAGCAGAUCGGACCUCUGUGGGAUCAUUUCACUCAAAUCACUGAUAAUUGGACAAUGGUACCUGAAAAGCAUAUGGACCAGUACAAUGAGGUGAAUGCAAUAAAAAUUGCCUGCAGUACUGGUUUCAAGGACUGUAAGGACUUGGUUAAAGACUGGUACACACAGUGGAUGCAGAAUCCAAAUUACAACCCAAUUCAUCCCAACUUGAGGAGCACAGUGUACUGCCGUGCUAUUGCUGAAGGAGGAGUUGAGGAAUGGAACUUUGGCUGGAAAAUGUUCCAAAAUGCCUCCAUUGCAUCAGAAGCAGAGAAGCUGAGAGCUGCCUUAGCCUGCACCACGUUUCCCUGGCUGCUCAACAGGUAUCUGGAAUACACACUGGAUCCCAGUAAAAUUCGUAAACAGGAUGCUACCUCCACCAUCAUAUACAUCGCCAACAAUGUAGUGGGACAGCCUUUAGCCUGGGACUUUGUUCGAGCAAACUGGAAUUAUAUAUUUUCUCAGUAUGGUGGGGGGUCUUUCUCCUUUUCAGAUCUCAUCAACGGCGUGACCAAGAGGUUUUCAACAGAGUUUGAACUCGGACAGCUGGAACAAUUCAAGAAGGACAACGCGGGGACAGGACUAGGGUCAGGCACCCUGGCGGUGGAUCAGUCCAUUGAAAGGACGAAAGCCAAUAUGAAAUGGGUGGCAGAGAACAGAGACAGUGUUCUGCAGUGGUUCACUGCAGAAUCUGUGUGAAGACAGCGGCUUGAUGUGGUAUCAACAGUCUCCUGAAAUAUCAGCAAUUAUGGGCAGGACUAUGACCUUCAUCACGCAUCCCAUUAUUUAAUUUAUUGACCAGGACUUGCCUUUUUUUAGGUUUGGCUGAAUUUUUUAUCUUAUCUUUUGUCUAAUCCACAAAUCCAACAUAGGAGGAACUUUUGAAACCCCAAAAUAAAAGCGUACUGCAUCGAUGUUUAGUGAUCUGAAAUAGUUGUGUCAUCACUGCAGUAUUUUUGGCAUUUAUCGAUAGAGCUUAUUCUUUCCUGUUGAAUCUUAUAGAUACACAAAUUAAAUCUUUGAUUAAUAAAUGAUGGAUUUUGAUGAA
Molecule: messenger RNA, 3283 nt
Organism: Brienomyrus brachyistius
Lineage: Eukaryota; Metazoa; Chordata; Actinopteri; Osteoglossiformes; Mormyridae
Product: aminopeptidase N-like
Exons: 20
Coding region: 46-2934 (962 amino acids)
Biological process (GO): peptide catabolic process; proteolysis
Cellular component (GO): cytoplasm
Molecular function (GO): zinc ion binding; peptide binding; metalloaminopeptidase activity
Source: RefSeq, a predicted model, not a curated record